Messenger RNA from Vombatus ursinus (common wombat), 3791 nucleotides. RefSeq names its product radial spoke head 10 homolog B2-like. NCBI's taxonomy places the organism in Eukaryota, Metazoa, Chordata, Mammalia, Diprotodontia, Vombatidae. The record is from RefSeq and is a predicted model, not a curated record. The transcript has 20 exons. The coding region runs from base 15 to 2723 and encodes 902 amino acids.
GCCAUUCAAAGACAAUGGCAAAAGAAAAGAAAAAAGCAGAUAAAAAGGCAGAAAAAGCUGCUCGGUCCCCUUCUCCUCUGUCUGACCAACCCGUUGACACAUCCAAACAAGAGACCAAUGCUCCAAAGCAGGAGGUCAUUCCUGUCGCUCCCGAGCCUGAAGUUCUGUCAUUCAAAGAGGAGAAGCCAGAAGAAGUACAAGUAGAGAUACCUCAAUACUAUGAAGAGCCUAUUCUCACCAAACUGAUUGUCUUAAGCUAUGAAGGUGAAAAAGUCCGUGGACUGUAUGAGGGAGAAGGUGUGGCCCAUUUUGAGGGAGGAGGUGAAUAUAGAGGUAUGUUUUCAGAAGGACUCAUGCAUGGACAAGGGACUUAUAUCUGGGCUGAUGGAUUAAAAUAUGAGGGGGACUUUGUUAAGAACAUACCUAUGUAUCAUGGUACUUACACAUGGCCUGAUGGUAGCACAUAUGAAGGAGAAGUGACAAAUGGAAUAAGACAUGGAUUUGGAAUGUUCAAAUGCAGCACCCAAUCAAUAUCUUACAUUGGCCAAUGGUGUCAUGGCAAGAGGCAUGGAAAGGGCUCCAUUUAUUACAACCAAGAUGGCACUUCUUGGUAUGAAGGAGAUUGGGUCUACAAUAUCAAAAAAGGAUGGGGCAUAAGAUGUUACAUAUCUGGAAAUAUUUAUGAAGGUCAGUGGGAAGACAACAUGCGCCAUGGUGAGGGAAGGAUGAGAUGGCUGACAACUAAUGAAGAGUAUACUGGUCAGUGGGUGAAAGGCAUCCAGAAUGGUUUUGGAACACAUACUUGGUUUCUAAAGAGAAUCCCUGGCUCUCAGUAUCCUUUGAGAAACGAAUAUGUAGGAGAUUUUGUAAAUGGAGAUCGUCAUGGUCAUGGCAAGUUUUUCUAUGCCAGUGGUGCAAUGUAUGAUGGAGAAUGGGUUUCCAAUAAGAAGCAUGGUUUUGGCAGGUUAACAUUCAAAAAUGGACGUAUUUAUGAAGGACAAUUUGCCAAUGACCACAUAGCAGAGUUUCCAUUGUUUCAAAUUGAUGCAGAAUGUAACUCCAUCGAUGACAGUACUUGCCCAGAACCUACAUGUAGUGCUGAUAUUAUCAGAAAACUUGAUGGCAGUGAAAGCAAUUCUGUGUUAGGAUCAAGUAUUGAACUUGAUCUGACUUUGUUGUUAGAUAUGUACCCUCCAAAAGACAGACCUGAAGAAAAGAAACAGGUAGAAUUUGCUGUUUUGAGAAAUAUUUCAGAAUUAAGAAGAAUCUAUAGCUUUUACAGCAGUCUAGGAUGUGAUCAUUCUCUUGACAAUACUUUCCUGAUGACAAAGCUUCAGUUCUGGAGAUUUUUAAAGGAUUGCAAAUUUCACCACUGUAAAAUAACUCUUGCAGAUAUGGACAGGGUACUAAGCGAUAAUAAUAAUAUUUCAGUUGAAGAAAUUCACUCCCCCUUUACCACUUUGCUACUGAGAACGUUUUUGAAUUAUCUCUUACAACUAGCAUACCACAUUUAUCACAAAGAUUAUAAAAAUGGAAGUCCAUCCCUCUUCAUGUGUUUUUCAAAAAUGAUGACUGAUAAUAUUACUCCCAAUGCCUGUCAGAUAAAAGGCAAUUUUUUCUGUGACCAACAGCGGACUGUCUAUGCAAUGAAUUAUAUAGACAAAUGCUGGGAGAUUUAUUUAGCUUAUUGUAGACCAAACAUUAAUCCACCUCAUGAGCUAACAAUGAAGACCAGAUACUUCCUCUGGAUGUUGAAGGAUUUUAAAAUAAUAACUAAAAAUUUAACAGCAACCAAAUUUGUGGAAAUUAUAGCAGAAGAUAGUCCUUUCAUGCAUGAUGGGAUUGAUAGCAACUUUGAACUGGAGCUGGUUUUUCUAGAAUUCUUUGAAGCUCUGUUAGGCUGUGCACUUUUCUCCGAUACAACGCAGACAGAUAAGCAACAACAAGGAAGCCACACAGCCGAUGAUUUUACUGCAGUCAAAUAUAUCAGCACACAACAGAAUGUUUUGAACAAGAGCAUGAGUGUUUUAACCAGCUAUGAUUCUGAAAUCACUCACUUUGUCAGUGCAAAGUCUUCCUCCAGCAAGUUAGGACUACCCGUGGAUCUUAACAAAAUGAAGAAAUCUGAGACAAAGUCCAAGGAGUCUCUAAGUGAAGAAAAGGGUUCCAAACUGAACUCUAAACCCGUGGGAAAAGGAGUAUCUCUUUUUUUAGCACAACUGGCUCGCAAUGUGACACUUGAUUCUCAGGUACAGCAGUCACUCUGUUCAGAAGCUGUCUUCAAAUCAGAAGAUAAAGAGGAAGCAGGACCAUCACAGCCCAUUUCUGACUUUGAAGAGUGUGCUAUGAAGGAGAUAUCAGAAAAAUUUGAAAAGUCCAAGGAUGGAAGAAAAGAAAAAAUCAACACAUGGAUUAAUCACAUAUACUUCUUUUUCGUGAACACGUUCUUUCAAGCAUACAAACAUGAAGAAAUCAUAAAAGAGAAAAUAAAGGAAAAUAGAAUAUUGGAAGAAGAAUUGGCCCAGAAGAAAAAAAUUGAAAAUGAAGAAGUGGAAGCAAGGCUUAAUCUUUUACUAGAGGAAGAAGCCAAAAGACAAGAUUAUGAGGUGAUAACAAUUAGUGUAAUAACUAAAGACACAUCAGAAGAUUUACCUCAUCUUACACCAAGUCCUCCUAAAGAAGAGGUAAUUAAGAUGACUACAAGUAAGAAAAAGAAAAGGUAAAAGGAUGUUUGGUAACUUACUCCUAGAUCAGGGCAUGUAGACGUGACAAGAACCUUGGAACUCAAAAUUCUACCAUCAUAACCAAUAAAAUCAAACAAUUGCAUUAGAUUUCUAUUUAGAAACUUUAUUUUUAAUAAAUUUUUAUUGACGUCUUUUGCCUUUAUAUAACCUACAUUUCCCAGUGUAUCUCAUCAUGUUAGACCUUCUAAAGGGCUAUAUCCUGUGUAACAAGGAAAAAAAAUCAAAACUAGCCAACACAGCAAAAAGAGUCCGACAAAUACAUGCAGUAUUCCACACCCAGAAUCCCCAACCUCUGCAAUGUGGGGAGAAAUGUUUUUUCAUCUCUUCUUGGAAGGCAAGCUUGGACCAUCAGAAUUUUGCAGCAUUCAGUUUCCAUUUGUUUUGCUGAUUUUUUCACCUGUGUAUUAGUUCCCAUGCUUUCUUGCAUGUCUUCCCAUGCUUUUUUGUAUUCAUUACCUUGUUUCUUAUAGUACAGUAAUAUCACAUUCUACUUAUAUACUGCAACCUGUUUGGUCAUUUCCCAAAUAAGGGGUAUCUACUUUAUUUCCAAUUCCUUGCUACUCCAAAAAGUGCUGCUAUAAAUAUUUGGGUGCAUAUGGGGAUUUUUUGUCAUGAGCAGUUGAAUCUCUUGGUCAAAGGGUAUGGACAUUUUAGUCACUUGUCUUCCAGUUGGUCCAGUCCAAUUAUUGGAAUGAUUCUUAGAAACACUUUAAAAACACUUCUUAAAUAAUAACCCAGUGAAUUUUAGCAUUUUUAUGAUGUCAUUACUACAAAUGUUGUACUUUCAAAAUUGAGUCAAAUGAAAUAUAGACGUACCCAUAAAACCUAAUUUGUCUUACACAAAAAUUCUUGUAGUAGUAUUCACAGUCCAAGACAAUGAAGUCAUAACUAGUUACAGGUAUAGAUGACGGAGCACUGCUUGGUAUUGAAAAGAAUUCAACAAAAAUCUAUUGAGCACUUAAAAUAUAGUAUAUGCCAGGAUUUGUGAUAGGUGUUGGGAAUACAAAGACAAACAACAGUUCUGGCCCUCAAGGAGCUUACACUCUU